Molecule: messenger RNA, 1245 nt
Organism: Cylindrotheca closterium
Lineage: Eukaryota; Bacillariophyta; Bacillariophyceae; Bacillariales; Bacillariaceae
Source: the annotation of a GenBank genome assembly
AUGGCACCACAACGGAUUCUGCUUGUAGCAUCCCUUGCCGGCUCUAUACUUAGCAGCCAGCAGCUGGUGAAUGCUUUUGUCCCAUCAUCAUCAUCAAAAAGUAGUAGUUGUAUUGGCAGUAGUAGAGGACAAACCAAUUCACAGUUGCAUGCCAAGAAUCACGAUCACUUGUUUUCACAGUCCGUCUACGAUACCAUCGGGGAAGGAAGGAUAGCAGUGAUUCCCAACUUCUUACCACAGGACGAGAUUAUCAAAUUACGAAAUGAUGCUACCAAUCUCCAUGCCAACAGUAAAUUUUCCACAGACGCCUUGGCAUCUUACGGCUCAAAUGGCAAAUUUGAUCCCUCCAAAGACCGGGCAGUCCUAAAAUUGCAACAAUGGAAGGAUCAAGGAAUUGGAGACUGGACGAUUCGAGAGCGAUUUGGGAACCGAAUGAAGAAUCUACGAGAGGACUUGGCCUACAAUUUAAACCGACCGGAAAUGCUCGUGGGGGAUUCGGUUACAAAGUAUGGCGAUGGAUCGACCGAAAUUAGUUACACAAGAUUUGGUCCUGGAGCCUUUUUGAAGCGUCACGUCGAUGAGCAUCACGAAGAAUUAAAGGGCAAGGCAGGCUGGUCCAAACCAACCAGGCGUAGCAUGACAUGGUUGAUCUACCUGAAUGAUGAUUGGGAUGCCAAUCAACAUGGUGGAUGUCUGCGUUGCUUUGAGCGAAGGACCCUCCCCGUGGCCAAGACGGGAGCACGGGGGAGCGGAGACUUGCAAAUUGGAUGGCUCAAGGCUACUACUGCAGGUGGAAGAGAACAACCAGUUUUCAUGGAUGCUCAGCAUUCGGGAACAAAUGGCGCCAAUUCCGGGUUGUGUGCCUUGUACAUUGAUGAUGCAAGUGCAUCAGAAGGAGGAAGACAAUACAUUUCCAAACCAUUUCAUUCCCAUCCAACCUUGUACAUUGGCGGAUCCGAGCUACUUGUUCAAAACACGCUGAUGAAUAACAAAGACUUGGCACAGCGUUUCCGGUUGAUUGAGCAACCCAAAUCGGCCGUCACUGACUUUUUGCAAUCACAAGAAUCUGUGGAAGAAAGAAUACUGGACGUCGAACCAAUGGGAGGCACUCUAGUGCUUUUUGAUUCCGUAACUCUCCCACAUGCCGUCUUGCCAACCACGACGAGAGAACGAUGGGCAGCAAGUGGAUGGAUGCACGAAGAUCAGCAACCAGUAGAAACCCAUCCACAUUUCAACAUGUCAUAA